AUGAUUGUUAUUGUGAAUGAUUAUGGCAAGCUGGAGGACGGAGCUGGGAUUUACGGAGCGGCUGACGACCAUCCAGUCUCUGCCUCUUCCUCGGCCGCAUUCGCAGAGGCUCAGGCACAAGCCAAGCGGUAUGAAAAUGAAGCCUACGGCCAGGCCACCUCCAGGGAGGAGUAUGACCGCAUGUGUCAGCAAGCCAUUGAUGCCGCCGAGGCCACGGGCUCUGUAGCCCCCGUCAUCAGCAGUCCGCAGCAGGUGCAAGAAAGCUUUCAAGACCCGGAUCCAUAUGAUGCACCAUGGACGGGUGAGAAGCUCGGUCAGUAUACGUCCUGUUUUCAUCACUUCGAUGGGCUGCAUUCAACCAUCUAUAAAUCCAAGGCCGACGAUGGCACUCUCCGUGCGGUCAAGGUCACGAUCCCGCAUCUCAUGACCGCUCCUCACGAUGCGCAUCGAGAAGCCCGAUUGCUACGACAGGCCAGUGGCCCGCAUGUCAUCUCUUUGGUAGAGACCUUCACCCUCGACGGCGGCAGGUUGGUCCUGGUCUUUCCCUUCUUGCGGUACGACUAUGAACACCUGCUCCGGCGUGAUAUGGUGACUGCUGCACAGACACGUUCAAUCUUGAGGGAUAUGUUUCUUGCGCUGGCGCAUAUCCACGACAUGGGGAUCAUCCAUCGGGAUAUCAAGCCCUCGAACAUUCUGUUGGACUCCCCGGACGGACCAGCAUAUCUCGCCGACUUCGGGAUUUCGUGGAAGGCGGGCGAUCCGGGUUGUGAGCCCGCCAACCUCAAGAUCACGGAUGUGGGGACGACCUGUUACCGAGCUCCAGAGGUUCUCUUCGGCUUCAAGGGAUAUGGAGCCGCUCUGGAUCUGUGGGCCGCUGGAUGUGUGGUGGCCGAAGCCAUCGUGGUAGGGCAUCCAGCGCUCUUUGACUCGGGGCCUGUCGGCAGCGACCUAUCACUUAUCUUCUCCAUCUUCAAGACACUGGGGACCCCGGAUGAACAACGUUGGCCGGAAAUCGGUGUUCUGCCUGAUUGGGGCAAGGUGGAAUUCCACCCACUCCCGGCGCAGCCUUGGGAAAAUGUCCUGAAAGGAGCCUCAUCCAAGGGCCGCGAUUUGGUGCGGAGCUUGUUAUGCUACGAGAGCCGCGAGCGUCUCUCCGCCGCCGAGGCUCUUGGGCAUCCGUUUUUCUCCAGCCCAUCAUAA
Messenger RNA from Penicillium lagena, 1200 nucleotides. Its product is annotated as putative cell division protein kinase (Ctk1). Gene Ontology annotation, biological process: protein phosphorylation. The record is from RefSeq and is a predicted model, not a curated record. Gene Ontology annotation, cellular component: cytoplasm; nucleus. Bases 1 to 1200 code for a protein of 399 amino acids. The transcript is spliced from 4 exons. Lineage: Eukaryota; Fungi; Ascomycota; Eurotiomycetes; Eurotiales; Aspergillaceae. Gene Ontology annotation, molecular function: ATP binding; cyclin-dependent protein serine/threonine kinase activity.